AUGGCCAUGGUCAUGACCAUGGCAGUGCGCCACCUGGAGACGGAGAGCGAGGAGGGUCGAGACGGGGCGGGAGCAUGGGCUGAUGGCUCGGCCAGACGCUGCUGUCGGCUUGUCGCCGUGCAUUGGCCGCUUCGUCUUCCAAAUCCAUGGGCGGGCCUGUGCCCUCGCGCCGAUCAGCUUGGGUGGGUAGCGCAUUGCUGUGCGGGCGAAUUGGUACUAAACUACCGUCGACAUCGCACCGCAAGUGUAAGAGUUGUUCUCAGCCGUCGUCGCCCAGAGAUCCCCCGUCUUCUGCUGUGCUACACCAGCUUCUCCGCGCCUGCGACGCCAAGAGCACAUCGCACGUCUCAAUUGCCUCAGCCACCACUCGCCCACGCCCACGCCUACACCCACGCCCACAACCCGCUCCACCUCGUGCCUACAGCCUGCCGCGCCCUCCCAUCCUCCGGCGGUGCGCCUCACCAGCAUCCGGAAGCCAACGGCAAAGCCUUGGGCACGCGUGCUCAAAGUACACGACAGCGACGCCUUGGGGUACCAGCCUGA
This is a messenger RNA of Bipolaris victoriae FI3, 543 nucleotides long. RefSeq lists its product as hypothetical. The record is from RefSeq and is a predicted model, not a curated record. The coding region runs from base 1 to 543 and encodes 180 amino acids. The transcript is spliced from 2 exons. NCBI's taxonomy places the organism in Eukaryota, Fungi, Ascomycota, Dothideomycetes, Pleosporales, Pleosporaceae.